AUGCGGUAUGGCAUCGUCGCACACGAUUUCAAUGUCAAUAUCCCGCGCGCUCUCGGUAACCAUGCGCGCGUUCUUCCGACCCAUACCGCGCCCGCGUGUGCCAGUUCCCCUUCGCCCGCGGGUCCCUUCCCGCCCUACCCGCACCGCUCGUGCGGCGCGGAGAGGCGGCGGCUGACGGGGAUGGCUGGCACGGCCGCGGAAGCUCUCCGCGGCGGGUUGCUUCCGCAGGGCGGGUCCGCAGCAGCCCGCGGAACGCGCGUCCGCCGGCUGCGCGCGGCUCGCCUUGCGGAGGAGGCCCACUCGCGCGCCGAUGCGCCACCGCAGCCGCGGAAAGGCGCGCGGAAGGCCGCGCGACCGUCCGCUGGGUCCUCCGCAGCUGCUGUGAGUCACGCAUCGGGGCCUUCCGCCACCCCUUCCGCCACCCCUGCCGCCACCCCUUCCGCCUCCCCUUCCGCUAUCCCCUCCGCCACCCCUUCCGCCAGCCCUUCCGCCAGCCCCUCCGCUGCUGCCGCGACUGCCGCGGAGGCGGUGGUGGGGGGAGUGAUGGCGGGGGGCCGCCUGGCGCGGGAGGCGGGGCGCGAGGAGGAGAUGCGGAGGCGCAGGCGGAGGCAGAGGCGGAGAGACCUGGUGGUGGAGGUGGAGGCGGAGGGGGUGGCGGAAGCAGUGGUGGGCGCAGUUACGAUGCGCGCAGGGGCGGAGGCUUCUCUUCUUGAGGCCCCCCAGAGGAGAAGCAGGCGGAGGCAGAGGCGGAGAGACCUGGUGGUGGAGGUGGAGGGGGUGGCGGAAGCAGUGGUGGGCGCAGUCACAAUGCGCGCAGGGGCGGAGGGUGCUGUUGAGGCGCCCCAGAGGCGGCGCAGGGGGAGGCGGAGGCGGGGGGACGUCCUGGACGGGGAGGGGAAGGAGGUAAAAGAAGCUGUGGCGGGGACUGUUGCCAUGCACGGAGAGGCAAGGGAGGAUGGGGGGGAAGUAGGUCAGGUUAUGGACUCGGGGAAGGUAGAGGCGGAGAGGGAGUGGGAGGAAAGGGAGGAGAGGGAGAAGAGGGAAGAGGAGAGGGAGGAUGGCAGCUGGGCAGGGCAUGCAAGGGGCGUUGGAAUAAAGGGAGCAAGAAUAGAGAAGUGGGAGGAGGAACUGGAGAUUUGGGAGGAGGGGAAGAAGAAUUGGGAGGAGGAGGAGGAGGAGGAGGAGGAGGAGGAGGAGGAGGAGGAGGAGGAGGAGGAGGAGGAGGAGGAGGAGGAGGAGAAGGAAGAGGAGUUUUGGGAGGAAGAGGAAGAGGAGGGGGGUAAGGAGGGAGAGAUGUGGGAAGAAGAGGAGGAGGAAGAACUGGACGACCUAGAAGGGGGAGGGGCGCAAAAUACAGACAAGUUUGAGAAAGAGGACCGUGACAUCGCAUCCCACCACACUGCACCGGCCCCCACCAGUCCCACCACGUGCCCCACCACACUGGUUCGAGACCUCUUCUCCUUGCACCUGACCUCUGAAGGCCUCUCUCCCUCCGUUGCUGCACAGGUGGCGGGCAGCAUGCCGCGCACCAUCCACUCGCUCCUGGCAGAGGCUCGACGCUGCGACUGGGUGUCAUACCGCCUCAACCUGCCCAUGGCCGCGUCUCUAUCCUCGUUAGUGGCUGACUCGCUGCAGGUGCAGGGGCUGCCUCGGAUUGUGGUCAUGCUUGUGAACAUGGGCUUGCAGCCAGCAGCAGUGGCCUCGCUACUGGAGCGCCGGCAGGUAUCGCUCUCAGAGCUGGUGGCGAAGCUGCAGUUCCUGCAGAGCAUCGGAGUGCGUCCGCGCUUCCUGGGAGCCGUGCUCGUGGGCUGUCCUCGCUUCCUCGACAUGCCUCUCGCACUGCUGCACACGCAUGCGACCCACCUCAUGGACCACUGCUGCACUGGCGUGGACAUUGGCAAGGUGGUGGAAGUUUAUCCCCCUGUGCUCGGCAAGGCAGUGCAUGCCAACGUCAUCCCGCUCACAUCCUUCCUCCGCCACCACCUCACCAUCCCCUCCACCGUCAUCCCUCGCAUCAUUCGCGGCUACCCCAAGCUGCUGGGCUGUUCCCUGCGUGCCAACCUGCGUCCCAAGGUGCUUGCGCUCUGCUCUGCCCUCCCCGGCCUCUCACCGCCCCUGCUCGGCACCAUGCUGCGCCGCUGCCCCUCGCUGCUCGCCUGCAGUGCCGCACACGCUGCAACCAAAACUCCUCUUCCUCUCGCAAACCGUGGGGCUGACAGCACAGCAGCAGGCAGCCAUCACCAAGUACUCACUCCACGCCUCAUAAAUCAAAACUCUCCCCAACCCUUGUCCUCCACCCUCCCCUCUCCCCAGGUGCUAACCCAGUCAGUGCCGCACACGCUUCAACCAAAACUCCUCUUCCUCUCGCAAACCGUGGGGCUGACUGCACAGCAGCAGGCGGCCAUGCUGCCGCGGCAGCCCAACGUGCUGUGCCUGUCGCUGCCUCUGCUGCACCGCAACCACUCCUCCCUGCGUGCACUCGGGUUCUCACCUGAAGAUAUUUGCCGCAUGCUCGUGCUCUUCCCCACGCUGCUGUUGCUCAGUCCCGACAACAUCCAAGCCAAGUGCGCCUUCCUCACUGGCCCCAUGAACCGCCCCCUCUCCCACGCCGCAACCUUCCCUCACUUCUUUGGCUACAGCCUGCACCGCCGCAUCCAGCCCCGCUACAGCCACCUGCAGGCUCUAGGCGUCUCCCCGCCCCCCUCCCUCGCCUCCAUGCUCUGCUGUACCGACCACGCGUUUCAAUCCAAGUGGGCUGUAGCGAGGUGA
Molecule: messenger RNA, 2769 nt
Organism: Closterium sp. Yama58-4
Lineage: Eukaryota; Viridiplantae; Streptophyta; Zygnematophyceae; Desmidiales; Closteriaceae
Source: the annotation of a GenBank genome assembly